CGUUCCUUUUCCGCUUCCUUCUUGCUCCCUCCCUGCCUCCCCCGAUGCUUGCUCUCCCGUACCCGCCUACCUAUGCUUUGUGGAUUGGUUGGCCUCAGUACGAUGGCACAACGGUGACCUGUCCCGGUGUUCAAUCAGAAGUUGUUAGGAUACAGACCCAGCAAACAUGCAUACUGCCGCUACUGCGCCUGCCGGGUGUGGAUCAGGAUUUGGGUGUUACCCACCGCUGUCCUAUAUUUGCUAGCUCGUGGCUCGUCACUCUUGCCAUAGUUCGAGUCUACUAUACCUUGAGCUCUCUUGCAGUCAGCACGCUGAUUCCGAUCCCAAUUCUUCUACUUCAAAUUCUGAGGAUAGCUUCACGCGCCACCUCGGUCAAUAUCCUGCACUUCCACACUGACAAGCGCUAUCACUGUUCAGCGCUCAGCCUGCCCCUCCUCUCCUGGGUUCACUCAACUGGAUUCGAGCUACAUCAAGUGUUUGUUCCUAUAUCCUAUGCUUGCCGCCAACGCGUCUGCCAUUGGCGGCAAGAUGUUCAUCCUGUCGGUACAGCUGCUGUGCAUGCGUUCCAGAACAAUACACCAGACCCAAGUCCCUUGUAGUCGUAAGUAAACCGUGCCAGUUUCUGAAUACUGAUGUUCCUUCUCCCAACAGUAAUGAUCAUACACUAAUGGUGGGUGUCACAGACAUGAUUCUCAAAGUUCUUGACGUUUUGCAUCGCAGCUGCAAAAUAUUACUUACACUCGUUACUCGCCGUAAUAUAGACAUUGUAUCUAAUUACUUGAUAUACAAUAUCACACAUUCCCCAC
Marasmius oreades (fairy-ring Marasmius) is the source of this 806-nucleotide messenger RNA. RefSeq lists its product as uncharacterized. The coding region runs from base 45 to 599 and encodes 184 amino acids. NCBI's taxonomy places the organism in Eukaryota, Fungi, Basidiomycota, Agaricomycetes, Agaricales, Marasmiaceae. The record is from RefSeq and is a predicted model, not a curated record. The transcript is spliced from 4 exons.